UCCAAUCAACCCUUACGCGAAUAGAUUAGUUUGAAUAGUUGAGCGAUAAGAUUAAUGGCGUCGUGGAUUAUUUCUUUUAUUGAAUUUCCGAUACGCAGUCUACGAUUACAAACGUACUACCAUUACAUUAUACCCGGUAAAUUUUUCAUCGAAAGAUGUGCAAAUAUUCUUUAAACAAAUUCUUAAUAUCGUAUACGAGAUACAUGCAUCUUAGAAAGUCUUAGAUCUUUUGAACGAGAAUAUUCGCGCUAUUUUCGCAUCGUACAUCGAUAAACGAAAAUAGAAACAGGUAAAUAUUUCUUUAAAAGUGAUCCUUAAAUUCGAGAAGCGUAGAAUGUUUAACUUCACAAGUGAUGUUCGAAACGACACUCGAAACAACAAGUAAACUUUUCAUUCAAUAUUCUGAUCGAGUAAGACGUGAAUUACAGCGCCAAUUCAUAAGUGAUGCUUUUUUUAUUACCACGAAAGAACUAUAAAAAGAAAGUUACAAGGUCUUGGGGGGGAAAAAAAGCUCUCGAUUAUGAUCGUUUCGGUUUUUAUAGAAUAGAUAGAAUUUUUCUUGAGAGAGGCGAUCGAAUUGUCUGUCGAGCGCGGAAUAAUCUGUUUAUUUACAGCGCUUCGUUACAAAUUAAAGGUAACGAAUCACGGUCAUGAUAUUAAGCGACAAAUUUACGAAUCCCACCAGUUUGACGUCGGCCUCGUUUAAAAUUAAACCGAAGCCUGGCCAGUAUGGAAAAGAACGUUCUUACGUAGAUACCGAAAACCGAUUGAGACGUCAAGUGUCGAAUUUGCCAGUGAGGUUAUUAUAUCGUGUGCAAAAUGUGUCAAUGACACAAUGUCACACGUGAAUUAUCAACGUAACGUUAUUAUUAUUAUUCCUGAUGAACUCGCGCGCGUGCUAUCGACAUUGAUUACCUUCAUCGAGUUUGUCGAGCACCCUUAUGAAUUUUCAUUAAUUGCACGCUCGUAUUUAGACAAGCUCGACUCGCAUCGUUAAUUAAAUUAAUAACAUAUCCAAUAGUAUCUAUCUCUACUGUUGCCAAAAUUUUUAAACAUAAUUAAUAUCCCACGAUAAAAUUUUCUUUCUCUCAUUAUUUCUUUAAAUAUUACUUCCCACUUCGAAUCUCUAUUUUUUUAAUUCUUUUCUUUUCUUUUUCUUCCUUUCGUUAUAAUAUAACUCGUCCCGAGUAAUGGCAUUGAACUACGCUCGAGUUCGUGACUUUCCGUAACGUUUCAAUUUGCUUAUUUCGGCAGACGGAACAUCUGUAGUAUUUCGCUCGUUUGAUUUUACGACCACAUCGAACCAACUAUACGUAAAUUAUGUACUCUGGUUUCUCGCCAAAUCAGUCACGUAAUCAAUUCUCACCAAGAAAAACACCAGCUCUCCCAUUGUCUCUCGAUGAUUAAAUCGAAUUUAACGGGAACUCGUUAAUGAAAAUACCGGCAACAAAUUAUUCCAAAAUUAUUCCCUUUCCCCUCUCUCUCUCUCUCUUUCGUGGAAAGCGUAUUCCGCGUAAUCUGACGUACUCGCUAAAAUAGCUCGCCGGCCAUAUGCGCUCUCUCAAACGUGAGAGAAUUCAAAAUAUUGGCUUAACGCCAGAGGCGACGGCGACGAGGACAACGACGACGACGACGAGCGAGUAAAUGCCGCCAAAAUAAGCACGCGGCAAAAGGACGAGUGGAUCGAGCGAAGUUCUCUCGAGAGGCCGCGCCAUGGAUACGUCGAUACAUCGGCAAACAAAUCAAGUUCAAACGCGACGAGCCUCUGUUCAAAGAUAAUCCACGCUCCCGGCAAUGACAGGUGGCCCCCUUCGAUCCUCGAUCCUCGACGAUCCUCGAUGGAAUCUAGAUCAACAAUGACCAAGAAUCAAGGGAACGGAUCGUCGACGCGCGGAAGAGUGUGUUUAACCGGUGGAAACAAAUAUACCGGGGAGACGAUGCUCCAACGUGUGUCCACCGUGCAACGGAAUAUCAUCGGUCAAAAUAAUAGCCGGCCUUCGCAAGAGGACAACUGGCAGGUGAACGGUGUCCAGACGGCGCGACUGAAGUGCAGCUCAUUGGCAAAGGGCAAUAGUUGCCCCGUGAACCAAUACAGCAUCGUCGCCUCUAGGGGGGAUCUCGCUCGAAAUAACUGCACCGCGAGAGAGACGCCGGCGCCGUGCAUCGUUGACAAGAGGAACAAGGCGACCGUGAACGCGAGUACUCGCGCAAAACAUCGGGACAACUUGCCUCUCAAAGGAGACAUCCCCUGCGAGCGGCUCGCCAAAGACGCGGAAGGACCGGCGACGGAUUUGAGGAAAGCUCAACGGCCCAUAAGAAAAUCGUUCUCGGUACCCGACUAUCUGAGAGAAGGUCUUUGGACAACGCGGAAGAUCGGGCGAGGAUCGGGCGAGGAGAGCAUUCUGAAAAAGUCUUCCGCGUUUCUGUCCAAUUUCACGCAUCCCGCGGACAAAAUUAGGAAAUCGAACAAUUCGGACGGGAGGAAGCAGAGUAAUCGUUGCGGCGAAACGAGCUCGGCCAGGUAUCCGAGUUUCAAAGGUUACCUCUCGUUGUUGAACGACCAUCUCGAUCCGUUUCAACGCGCUCCAACUGUACAAACGUUGCUGGUCGAGCGAAGGAAGACGAACGGUGUAAAGAAAUCGGUGUCCUUCAGCUCGGACACCAGCUUCGAGGAGAAACGCGCACCUUAUAAAAGAGCCGCCGUUCACGAGGUCAAGGUGUACCACAAGGGUGUUCUGCAAGAUCGUAGCGUACGCGAGGUGGAUAUCGUCGCGAAAGUGCCGUCCUCGUGGGAAGAAACCUCCGAGGGCCCAGCGGCCCUUCUGAGGGCAGCAAGAGAUGCCGACGAUGCAGUCCUCAAUGAGAUCGCAGUUCAAGUGCGAAAAUUUGGAUUUGGAAGCAUGGACGUCAAUAUGGCUGAUAGCAGCGGCAGGACCGCCAUCAGCUACAUGGCUGGAAACGGUGCCUCGACGAUGUUGGAGCUAGCGCUCUCGUUCGAAAGGGCGGAUCCGAAUAUUCCGGACAACGAGGGCAACACGCCGCUGCAUUUCGCCGCGCAAGCCGGGCAAACGGAAUGUUUGAACAUACUCCUUCAAAGGUGUCCGGAGAUCGAGGUGGACGCGAGGAACGCGUCGGGUUUUACGCCGUUGAUGAAGGCAGCCCUUCAAGGAAGGACUAAAUGCGCCAAAAUUUUGUUAUUCGCCGGCGCGAAUCCGACAUUGAGGGAUCACGGGAGAGGAUUGAGAGCGGAACAAUGGGCCAGAUUUUGUGGGAGGUACGUGUGCGCUGAAGUGAUCGAAAGGUUCGCUAGGCAUCGACUUCUUGAAAGAUCGACUUCUUGUCGGUGGGGCAGUGAACCCGAACUGGCGGCAAAAGUAUUACAAGGAAAGGUCGUGCCAAUUCCUGCUACACCCUUGUCGUCGUCAUCUUCGGGACUCAAAUCAAAAAUAAGAAAAGUUUUUCGCACAACAUCUGGACCAGACAGAAAUUUUUCUCUGGUCUCGCAAUUAACUAGCGCUGCCCUAUGCGCGAGUAGUCCCGCUUUGCCAAAAUCCAGCGACGUUCCUCCCGUUGUUAAGAGUCUUCUUCGACCAUUGAGCGUUCCACAAUUAAGGGUGACGUUAGUUUCACCGCAAGAUUUCAUCGAGCAAUCAAAGGACAAAUAUGGGUCAAAUUUCACGGAGAAAAUCGAGAAUGCGGUAGCAAAACCAUCACGGUCAAAAAAGAAAAAUAAAUAAAUUGGUAAAUUUGUAUUCGUAAGCCGAUUUGUCAAUAAACGCGCGCAAGCGUGAAAAAUCGCGAUGUUCUCGAAAAAAAAAAAUAUUUUUAAGAAUUUUUGAUUCAGUUUCAACUUUUUAUCAAUACAGUUCCUAGCGAGCGACGCAAAUCUCGCUCUUUUUAAAAAAUUAUCGAUGUUAAACGAAUUCUCAGAGAAUCUCGUUUCCAUCGGCAAAUUUUUUUUUAACGUCAUUCAACGUUAUUUAUAUAAUCGACAGAGAAAAGGAUUACCAGUCUUCGUUCGGAUUAUUUUUUCUUUUCGUAUGUUAUUAAUCGUUAAACUUCAGAUUCGAUAUAAGUAAAUGAUGCUAGUAGGUGUUUAAAACGCGUGAAACGAUGAAAUUUAUUUUUAGUAGUUUACGAUUUUAGUAAACUAUACCAGAGAAAAUACGCAGAUAGACGAACUUCUAUAAAAUCACGAAUACCAAAGAAUCGAUAAGAAUAGGUAAUGAUGAACCAUCGAAUCGAUAAAGUAUUUUUAAAACAAUUUUAAAUAAUCAUCCGUCAAAUCGCGAUGAGAAAAUUCGCUCCUCCGAUUUUUCAGUUUAUAAACAUAUUGGAAUACAAAUAUAACGUUUUUUUAAUCACGCAACGAUCAUCGAACAAAUUUAUAAAUAAAUUUCUUGAUAUAAAAAUAACACUAUUUGUUUGUAAAAUAUCUUUUCUCCGUUAAAAGGCGAAAAUAAUCAUUUUUAUCAAGAUAAAAAUCGAAUAUAGAUGUACUUAAUAAUAUACUUACACAAAAACAUAUCGAAUUCCUAAAUAGUACAUCAUAAUAUUUAUAUUUAUACAUUCAAUUUUACAUAUACAUAUUAACAUUUAUAUUUAAUGUUCGAACGCAAAACAGUGCCAAAUUUUAUGAAUCAAUAAUGCGUUCAAUAAAAAUAAAAGUCUAUCUUGCUAUAGUAUAUACGGAAUAACGAGGUAGAACAAAUGCUUCACAUUUGGACUUCACAUGGAGAUUUGUGUAUGAUGAAUGAAAACAAUUUGUCUCCGUACCUCGUUUGUUAUUUAUUACUGUAAAAUAAAAAAUAAAUCUUUUCAAGAAAA
Molecule: messenger RNA, 4827 nt
Organism: Apis cerana (Asiatic honeybee)
Lineage: Eukaryota; Metazoa; Arthropoda; Insecta; Hymenoptera; Apidae
Product: NF-kappa-B inhibitor cactus
Molecular function (GO): protein binding
Source: RefSeq, a predicted model, not a curated record